Molecule: messenger RNA, 603 nt
Organism: Trichobilharzia regenti
Lineage: Eukaryota; Metazoa; Platyhelminthes; Trematoda; Strigeidida; Schistosomatidae
Source: the annotation of a GenBank genome assembly
AUGAAAUCAUUAUGGUUAUUACCAUUGACUAUAUUGUUUGCCUUGUUUAUGAGUGAUGUAACAAUCGGCUCCUCGAUACAACAUUUACAACGUCACAAAAAACAUGAACAUAGAAAUGAUACUCAACCGAAUGUGUUCCAAUGUAUUUCAUGCAAAUCUGGUACUCAGCAAGUUUUGUAUAUUAUUUUAAGUUCAAAUACAUGGUAUACGGUUAAUGAGAAAAUUAAAAUGCUUUGUUUUAAGACAGGACCAUUUUACAAUUCAUGUUUAGAUUUUUCAACUCAGCUGGCAAGCAAGGCAUUCAAGCUUCUCAGGCAACUUGAACCAGCAAAAUGGUGUGCUUUUCUUGGAUUUUGUUAUUAUCCACCCUAUGUACCAGUCUGUAAAUAUUGUUACGAAACAGGAUUAACCAUUAAAUCAAUGUUAUUAUCAAAGCACUUCCUUUCAGAAUUAUACAAUAACACGUUAGCUAUGUGCAAUCAAGUGCCUACUUACUCGUUUGUCUGUGGUCCAGUGAUACACGAUGUGUUUAUGGCCAUUACCUUGAGUUUUAACAAACAAUUCUUAGUGCAGCGAUUUUGUCAGAAUGCUGGAUUCUGUUAA